This is a messenger RNA of Silurus meridionalis, 1171 nucleotides long. Its product is annotated as src-like-adapter. Lineage: Eukaryota; Metazoa; Chordata; Actinopteri; Siluriformes; Siluridae. The record is from RefSeq and is a predicted model, not a curated record. The transcript has 7 exons. Bases 193 to 1035 code for a protein of 280 amino acids.
GCUUCCCCAUUCUAAUCGACUACAGUCGCAGUCAACUCUUCUUUUAGCUGUACAAAUAGCCAAGCAGCAGCACCGAGUGCUGGACUAUAGACAUGUUAGUAAAACCUAUUUUCAAAGGUUGAAUAAAAGAUAGCAACUGCAUGGAUAUUCUGAAUCCUGGUUAACUGCCGCAUUUGGAAAUCAGUUUGAUUAAUGGGUAAUGUGCAGGCGAUACUGAAGUCUAGAGAGGACUUCAUACAAACUACAACUUCUGCCAAUCUCCCAUCAAGAGUAUGUGAUAAGGAGCCAGCAGUGGUGUUGAAUGACUAUCCUCCCCCUACAAUUUGCGAGCCCCUGUUCAGGACAGGAGACUGGCUAAGACUCGUAUCAGAUGAGGGUUACUGGGUGAAGGUUUACUCUCUUCAGACUAAAGCGGAAAACUACAUCCCACGCUGCCAUGUAGCUAAGGUUUACCAUGGGUGGCUGUUUGAAGGUGUUGCAAGACAAAAAGCAGAGGAGCUGCUUCAGCUGCCUGGAAAUCGUGUUGGGUCUUUCAUGAUCAGAGAGAGCCGAAGAGGUGUGUAUAGCUUGUCUGUGCGCCACAGAUCUAUAAUGCAUUACCGGAUUCUCCGUCUGCCAAACAACUGGUACUUCAUCUCUCCACGUCUAACAUUCCAAUGCCUAGAGGACCUGGUCAACCACUAUUCUGACAUAGCAGAUGGUUUGUGUUGUAUUCUUACUGGCCCUUGCCUGGCAGCCCCUGAACCAGUACGCAUCUCUCAGUCUUCUAUAGUGAGAUCUCACAACGUUAACCAGACAGCAGUGCGCAGAAUGGAGCUUGACCAGCAGAACAUCACCGCCUCCUCUGCACAAUGGGAAUCUUACUUCAGUGCCGGAGUGCAAGACAGUGUAUCAUCCUAUCUCUCUCUGGCGGGAGUGCAAGAGAAAAAAAGGCAUAGUUGGAAGGGGAAGAAGUGGAAAUCCAUCAAUACAUUUCCAAGGAAACAAGAGUACAGUAUGGUUACAGAGGAAGAUGAUGAAGAGGAGGAAUACUAAAAUUGUUUUAACUUAAAACCUAUAAACCCAGAGGCACAGAUGAUAAGGAAUAAGUUUAUUUUCUAUUUUCAAAGUUUUAUCCUUAUUCUUGUGCACUAUCCUCUAAUGACUCUUACCAUAAGCAAAGCCUGGUGGA